Molecule: messenger RNA, 272 nt
Organism: Sphenostylis stenocarpa
Lineage: Eukaryota; Viridiplantae; Streptophyta; Magnoliopsida; Fabales; Fabaceae
Source: the annotation of a GenBank genome assembly
AUGAAAGAAUCGCAAUGCAACAAGAAAGAAAAUGAAAGAGCCAUUUCGUUUGGAACAGGUACUUUACACUCACUCGUCGUUAACCACCUUCAACUUUUCCCUAACACCACGAAACGUCGCUACACACAGCUUAAGAGCAGCUAUGGAGGAGAACGGAAUGCAGAAGGGGUGGAGCAGCGAAAAGAGUUAACAGAGGAUUUUGAUGGGCCGUCGGGCUCAGCUCCUAUCCAACCCGAACGAGCCAUAAAUGGGUCAACUGUUGCUAAUCGGAG